Molecule: messenger RNA, 769 nt
Organism: Zootermopsis nevadensis
Lineage: Eukaryota; Metazoa; Arthropoda; Insecta; Blattodea; Termopsidae
Source: RefSeq, a predicted model, not a curated record
CGUGUAUUUUUAUCGUUUCAGACGCAAUUUAAGUUUGGCUGUUCUGCGAGGAGAAGUGUACGCCAUUGGCGGUUGCGAUGGUCGUCUAGAUCACAAAACGGCGGAACGAUACGAAUGCAAGACAAACCAGUGGUCGUGGAUCGCUCCUAUGAACUCGCAGCGAUGCAAUGCAAGUGCGGCUGUACUGAAUGACAAAAUAUACAUCGCUGGUGCAAGUAAUGGUUACGAUUCAUUUAACUCGGUGGAAGUUUAUGACCCGGACACCAACCGAUGGACGUACGUCGCGCCAAUGCAUUCUGAACGUGCCGGCCAUUCUUGUAUCGUCUUCCGCGGCAGUUUGUACGUCCUAGGAGGACACAACAGAACAUCAUGCCAGCUCAGUACCGAAAAGUAUGACCCUGCAGAAGACACGUGGACCGAGAUCCGUGACAUGAACGUCCCAGGCACAAACUUCAACGCAGAAGUGAUCGACGACACGCUAUUUUUCAUUGGUGGUUGUUAUGACGGUGUCGAAAUUUACAAUGACGAAAAAAAGAAAUGGUUUGUUUCUUGGUUUGUUUCUUCAGGACUAUAUAAUCACAAACUCUUACUUUCUAAAAGCACUAGGAUGUGAAUCAUUUUCGGUCAACAUGACCGCGAUCUUGCGGGUGCUGCACCGUGUAGUGUCGUGGAAACUGACCGACGUUUCAGAGGUUCUAACUGCUUAUUCAGGGCAUUGAAUGCAGCACGCGGAAAAAGGUGUGAGAGAAGGGGGGUUGAAUGAAAACAG